AUAGGUUAUGCAGAGACUGUUGCUUGCUUGUGUUGCGAUCUGCGGUGUCUGACUGAAGCAUUGAUAAUAUCAGCAGUAAUAAUAAAACAGUAAAUAUUAACUAGACCUUAGAUUGACUUUAGGUAGAAGAUGGUCAUGGUUAUUUGUUGUGCGUAAACGUGUUCGCCGGUUAGGUUUCCUAUUCAGUUACACGCGUAUGUCAAAAAGAAGCAGCUCAGGGAUUAGGUUAGCUGUGUGUGUUCACACAAAAUGAUGUCUAAAUUACCGGGAUCUACGGGAAUAUCACUUCUGGGUGACAAAUCACUGGAAUUUUAUCGAGAUCCAAUAACUUUCUGCGAACGUCGCAUUGAGAAGCAUGGCAGCCGAAUCUUUCAAGCAAGACUGCUCAACAAGUCAACAUCUUUCGUGUGCUCGGUUCAGGGAAUGAAAGAACUUCUUUGCGAUAAAUCAUCUGUGUUCCUGAAAGACCCCACUGAUGUCAUGACUUACAUGUAUGGAGACAACAUUGUUACGACCAAUGGGGAAGAAGCCAGUCUGCUUCGGCUGUCUCUCAUGAAUCUGUUCACGGGGAAGUGCCUGGCUUCCAGCUCUGAUUACAUUAAAAGUGUUUGUGAACGCAGCCUGAAGGACCUUUCCUCAAGUGCAGAGCCCCAGUCAGUCUACCCCAUAUUCAAGAGGCUGGGCUCGGAGCUGGUGCUGGGCCUGUUCCUGAACGUCAAGGCGGAGGAGACGCCUGAAGUGUUCGAGGAGAUCACUCAACUCUGCACCCUUCACUGGCACGGGAUCAUAUCCGCUCCUGUGAACAUUAAGGUGCCCCUGUGGUCCUCUGGCUUCAGCACGGCCCUGGAAGCCAGAGACAAGCUCAUGGAGAUCAUCAAAGAGAAGCUGGAGCUGGAGCAAGAGGGGUUUGUGGGGUGUCUGCGGGCUCUCCCUCUGCCAGAUGCCAGCUGUGCCUCUCAGCAUCUGCUGCUGUUCAUCUCGGCCCUCAUCCCCAAAGCGCUGGCCUCACUGCUCACCUCCUUCACACUGGCCCUGUGUGGGCCCGGCCAGGAAGAGGUGCGUGAACGAGCCAGGCAAGAUCCAAGGUACCUGGACCAGGUGCUGCUGGAGGUGCAGAGGCUGUGGCCUCCUUUCAUUGGUGGAAGACGGAUAGCGAGUCAGGACACCACGCUGGGAGGCUACCACAUCCCUAAAGGCUCCGCCACCAUGUAUGUAAGCUACACCGUCCACCGCGACCCCGAGGUGUUCCACCAGCCAGAUGAGUUUAGGCCGGAGAGGUGGUCAGGAAGGAAUGCUGGGCAGGAGAAUUUGCUGUGCAGUUUAGGAAACGGCCCCAGGAACUGUAUUGGAAUGCAGCUGAACCACGUAUUUCUCAAGGCCGUGUGUGGCUAUAUGCUGCAGCACUACGGGUGGGCUCUGAGCCCCUCCGACCAGAGCCUGCAGUACAAAUGGCUGCCUGUCAGCAGACCAGCGGAGCUGCCCAUGGUCAUCUUCACCCCGCUCCACGACCAAGCCUCACCUCAGUCCCACGGCAACACACAGGACAUACACACACACACAUGCCCUCACGCCGAAGCAAGGAAAGGCACUUCAGACUGACGAGUAGACAGGUGGGAGUUUUCAUAGGACAAAAAGCACUCUAGUAUAUUCAUUGUAGUGCAAUAUGGCUAAAUUAUUUUUUUUAGUGGGUAUGUUUGGGUGGAGGGGGACGGACCCUGCAGCAUUUAUAUUCUAUGGGAACCCCUCCCCCAACCCCCAUUCUAAAGAGGAUUUGUUUUACUUACACUAUCUGGCAUUGGAAAGAGACACUAUGAAUACACCAGUUCCCUGUUGCCUUGAAAGUAGGAGACAAAAUACAAAUAGACGCACAAAAAUAUGGCUGCUAGGUACAAUGAGAUGAAACUCCAGCAAAAUGCAGUCUCUGCCUCCCAUUGUCUUUCCUUCAAAUGAGUUCCCUUGCUGGCCUCGUCUUUUGCCCUACAUGCUGUCUGCGCAGUCAAAGCCCUUUAUGGACCAAGAUCCUCAGUCAUUUCCAUUUGUCUCGGUUGUGCUGUGUAUGAUUUGCUCAAUACAAUAAGAACCAUUUUGGUUCAAGACCAUCUGUGAAUGUUCGGCAUCUGUGGUCUUAGUUGUUUCAAAUGGGGUUUUUUUUGUCAUUGAGGAAAGCCGCAUGAAACAGCUACAGAGGAGAGGGUGUGAUAUAGACAUCAAGGAGUACCCUCUGAGUUUCCCUCUUUGCCUACUGCUCCCUCCCUCCCUCUUCUCUCUCUCUCUCUCUCUAUCUCUCCCUCCCUCCCUCUGUCUCUCACUCUGUCUCUUUCUUUCUCUCUU
Messenger RNA from Alosa sapidissima (American shad), 2331 nucleotides. RefSeq names its product putative cytochrome P450 120. The coding region runs from base 250 to 1599 and encodes 449 amino acids. Gene Ontology annotation, biological process: sterol metabolic process. NCBI's taxonomy places the organism in Eukaryota, Metazoa, Chordata, Actinopteri, Clupeiformes, Clupeidae. The record is from RefSeq and is a predicted model, not a curated record. The transcript has 11 exons. Gene Ontology annotation, molecular function: oxidoreductase activity, acting on paired donors, with incorporation or reduction of molecular oxygen; heme binding; monooxygenase activity.